Molecule: messenger RNA, 2728 nt
Organism: Cucumis sativus (cucumber)
Lineage: Eukaryota; Viridiplantae; Streptophyta; Magnoliopsida; Cucurbitales; Cucurbitaceae
Product: NADPH--cytochrome P450 reductase 2
Exons: 18
Coding region: 225-2351 (708 amino acids)
Cellular component (GO): cytosol
Molecular function (GO): flavin adenine dinucleotide binding; FMN binding; NADPH-hemoprotein reductase activity
Source: RefSeq, a predicted model, not a curated record
CUUAUUUCUUCUCUCUCAACGCCAACUCACAACCACCACCUCUUCUGCCACCGCCUUCCUCCACCGGAGUUCCGGCCUAUUCUUCACUGCAUCUAUUCACAUUUUUCACUCCAUACUGUUACUCCCAUUCUUAACCGGAUUCCGGUGGUUUCUUAAUUCCUUGGUCAUAUCCUCCACCGGAUUCCAGUGAGGUUUUUUAAGUUUCUUUGGAUUCGGACUCCAUCAUGCAAUCGGAAUCCAGUUCUAUGAAGGCUUCUCCAUUUGACUUCAUGUCGGCUAUAAUUAAGGGCAGGAUGGAUCCGUCUAAUUCUUCAUUUCAAUCGACUGGCGAGGGUGCCUCAGUUAUUUUCGAGAAUCGCGAGCUGGUUGCGAUCUUAACUACCUCGAUCGCUGUCAUGAUUGGCUGCUUUGUUGUUCUUGUGUGGCGAAGAUCCGGAAAUCGAAAAGUUAAGACUAUAGAGCUUCCUAAGCCGUUGCUUGGGAAGGAGCCAGAGCCAGAAGUUGACGACGGGAAGAAGAAGGUUACGAUAUUCUUUGGUACGCAGACUGGUACUGCUGAAGGCUUUGCAAAGGCUCUAUCUGACGAGGCGAAAGCACGGUACGAUAAGGCCAAGUUUAGAGUUGUUGAUUUGGAUGAUUAUGGGGCUGACGAAGAUGAAUACGAACAAAAAUUGAAAAAGGAGUCUGUAGCUGUUUUCUUCUUGGCAACGUAUGGCGAUGGAGAGCCCACUGAUAAUGCCGCAAGAUUCUAUAAAUGGUUCACCGAGGGUAAAGAGAGAGGGGAAUGUCUUCAGAACCUCAAUUAUGCAGUCUUUGGCCUUGGCAACCGACAAUAUGAGCAUUUUAAUAAGAUUGCAAAAGUGGUUGAUGAGCUGCUUGAGACUCAGGGUGGUAAGCGCCUUGUAAAAGUUGGACUUGGAGAUGACGAUCAGUGCAUAGAGGAUGACUUCUCUGCUUGGCGAGAAUCAUUGUGGCCUGAGUUGGAUCAAUUGCUUCGGGAUGAGGAUGAUGCAGCAACUGUGACCACACCUUACACAGCUGCCAUAUCAGAAUACCGAGUGGUAUUCCAUGAUCCUUCAGAUGUAACUGAUGACAAAAAGAACUGGAUGAAUGCAAAUGGUCAUGCUGUACAUGACGCACAACAUCCAUUCAGAUCUAAUGUGGUUGUGAGAAAGGAGCUCCAUACACCUGCGUCUGAUCGUUCUUGUACUCAUCUAGAGUUUGAUAUUUCUGAGUCUGCACUCAAAUAUGAAACAGGGGAUCAUGUUGGUGUUUACUGUGAAAAUUUAACCGAGACUGUUGAUGAGGCUCUAAAUUUAUUGGGUUUGUCUCCUGAAACGUAUUUCUCCAUUCAUACUGAUAAUGAGGAUGGCACCCAACUAGGUGGAAGCUCUUUACCACCUCCUUUUCCAUCCUGCACCCUCAGAACAGCAUUGACUCGAUAUGCAGAUCUUUUAAAUUCACCCAAAAAGUCAGCAUUGCUCGCAUUAGCAGCACAUGCUUCAAAUCCUAUAGAGGCUGACCGAUUAAGAUAUCUUGCAUCACCUGCUGGGAAGGAUGAAUAUUCUCAGUCUGUGGUUGGUAGCCAGAAAAGCCUGCUUGAAGUCAUGGCUGAAUUUCCUUCUGCCAAGCCUCCACUUGGUGUCUUCUUUGCAGCUGUUGCACCACGUUUACAGCCUCGAUUCUACUCCAUAUCAUCAUCUCCAAGGAUGGCUCCAUCUAGAAUUCAUGUUACUUGUGCUCUUGUCUAUGACAAAAUGCCAACUGGACGUAUUCAUAAAGGAAUUUGCUCUACUUGGAUGAAGAAUUCUGUGCCCAUGGAGAAAAUCCAUGAGUGCAGUUGGGCUCCAAUUUUUGUGAGGCAAUCAAACUUCAAGCUUCCUUCUGAUAGUAAAGUGCCUAUUAUCAUGGUUGGUCCUGGAACUGGAUUGGCUCCUUUCAGAGGUUUCUUACAGGAAAGAUUAGCUUUGAAAGAAUCUGGAGUAGAAUUGGGGCCUUCCAUAUUGUUCUUUGGAUGCAGAAACCGUGCAAUGGAUUAUAUAUACGAGGAUGAGCUGAACAACUUUGUCGAGACUGGUGCUCUCUCCGAGUUGGUUAUCGCCUUCUCGCGUGAAGGUCCAACGAAAGAAUACGUGCAACAUAAAAUGACAGAGAAGGCGUCAGACAUCUGGAAUUUGAUAUCACAAGGUGCUUACUUAUAUGUAUGCGGUGAUGCAAAGGGAAUGGCUAGAGACGUCCACAGAACUCUCCACACCAUCGUGCAAGAACAGGGAUCUCUUGACAGCUCGAAAGCUGAGAGCAUGGUGAAGAAUCUACAAACGAGCGGAAGGUAUCUGCGUGAUGUGUGGUGAUAAAACUGCUCAACCCAUGUGAUCUCCAGAAAGGCAUAAUAAUUAAUAAGAAAAAAGUAAAUGUGGUUGAAUUAAAUUAUUAUUGAGGUUCCUAUGUCAAUCACUUGGAUUGAGACUUUUGAUGGGUCUUCUUCUUAGCGAGGCAGAGGUUAUGGAAUUCUCUUCUUUUCUAUCUCCCCAUUUUGAUCUACAGCUAAACAUGAAGGAUUCUUUUGUUCUUGUAAUUUAUAAAAUACAGAAUGUAGUUUGUCAUUAGUUAGAGCUCUCGUUUCUCUUAGUGUUAUUGUAUCAACCAACAAUAUGGUUCAAACUUCAAAUUCAUAUAUACUUUGCUGUAAUAUUAAACGGAUCAAAUAAUUUCCAAUUUUGUCUUCAUA